Messenger RNA from Trametes versicolor FP-101664 SS1, 863 nucleotides. RefSeq lists its product as uncharacterized. Bases 69 to 665 code for a protein of 198 amino acids. Lineage: Eukaryota; Fungi; Basidiomycota; Agaricomycetes; Polyporales; Polyporaceae. The transcript has 2 exons. The record is from RefSeq and is a predicted model, not a curated record.
GAGAGCUCUACGGCCAGCUCCUCUUUCUCGGAUCGCUGGUCGUCUCGUGGAUAUAUAACACCUACCUCAUGUCGCCCGGCCUCGAGGUUCUUCUUCGUCGACUCCUUAUUCAGGAGGUCCUCGAUAUUGGGCCCCGAUCUGUUCCAGGGAUCCAGGCCGACGCGGAAAGGCGGCGGCUACGGGUCCCAAUAUCAGACGUCAUGAAACAACUCCCGCCGCUGAAGGGCGGACAUCCCGCGCGUGUCGUCUUGGCAGUGUUGUUGUUGGUCCCGUUUACGAAGGACUACACGGACGUGCUCUCUCACGUCUUGGACGACCUCAUUCCAUUCAACACACCGAUGUGGAACCUCUGGAAGGAAGAGGUUCUCCGACACAUCGAGGUCCACCCCCAACUCCGCGACUCGCCUGCGUCGGUGCAGCUCAAGCAGGUGGAAUUCAGAUUCCGACCGGCAAGUGAACAGUCCUGGAAGGCGUCUUGCGACCAGCGAUGCCAAGCUGCACAAGAGGCCCUUGAGGCGUACUUGAGGUUCCACCGUUCCAAGCAGCACUCCGAUUCGCGACUCGGAGACACAAGUUGCUCACACGUCGUGACUGCCAAGGUUCCGGGCGGACAGGGCCUCGAAUUCAUCGUCACGAGGAGGUUCGAUGGCGAGGAGGAGGUGUGAUUCGUGCCUUCUUAAUCAUAGCUGGACAAAGCAUACCCGGGUUCCCCGUCCCUGCGUUCCAUAUGCGUUCCGCGCGCCUCUCUGGUAUACAACGUUGUCGUCGUAUCAUCUUCUGCUUCUUCGUGUCUAGUUGUCGGAUCUUCAGAGCUGAUUGAUUCUUGAGUCGCUAUAAGUUGAAUGGGAACAUGUGUGGUUAGC